Diabrotica virgifera virgifera (western corn rootworm) is the source of this 746-nucleotide messenger RNA. RefSeq lists its product as uncharacterized. The coding region runs from base 262 to 729 and encodes 155 amino acids. The record is from RefSeq and is a predicted model, not a curated record. The transcript is spliced from 3 exons. Lineage: Eukaryota; Metazoa; Arthropoda; Insecta; Coleoptera; Chrysomelidae.
UCGAUACAUUUUCUUCUAAUGUCUUUACUCCUUUUUCGAUCUCUCAACAUAUUUCCUGUAAUUCUUCUUAGUACUCUCAUAUCUGCUGUUUCCAGUAGUCUAUUUGUUGUGGCUGUAUCGAAUCAUUUUCUGAUGCAUAUGUCAUUAUUGGUCUUACACUGGCUUUAUAAAUUCUUGACUUCAUCUCUAUCUAGAUUUUUGGUCUCGUUAACAAUCAGUUUAUAUUAGUUUUCAGCAAAGCUAAGAUAUGCGGUGGAAACUAUGGGCUACUGUAAAGAUCCUCAGUAUAAAGAUGUAAAGCAAGUGCUGAGAAAUUUUACAUUCCGUCCUAUAAACCGAACGACUAAGAUUAUGGAAUGGGAUUUAGUUAUGGAUCGUGACGUGGAUAACACAACAGAAGCUCGCAUCGAAAUGGAAAGAUGGUCAGGGGGUAGAUGGAUAAAGAUGACAUUUUUGCCCUUCAUACGUGAUCCGUGUGUGAUGUUGCAACAAUAUUUCUCAGAACCCUGGGUUACAUUGAUGAAAAAAAUUCAAGUGGAGGAUCCUUACAGUUGUCCUUGGAAAGCUGGUAACUACUCCUUAAGAAAUUUGGUAUAUAGUGACGCAUAUUGUGCGGAGAGUUUAAUUCCAAUGGUAGGAAAAUACAGAUUUCAUGUGAUUUACAGAGAUAUCAAAACCAAAACGAUAUAUUGCUGUCUGGAAGGAAUCACUUCACAAGAAAUUUGUUAAUUGAGGAUUCAUUUUGU